Messenger RNA from Ramularia collo-cygni, 1233 nucleotides. Its product is annotated as related to mfs-multidrug-resistance transporter. NCBI's taxonomy places the organism in Eukaryota, Fungi, Ascomycota, Dothideomycetes, Mycosphaerellales, Mycosphaerellaceae. Bases 1 to 1233 code for a protein of 410 amino acids. Gene Ontology annotation, molecular function: transmembrane transporter activity. Gene Ontology annotation, biological process: transmembrane transport. The transcript has 2 exons. The record is from RefSeq and is a predicted model, not a curated record.
AUGGAGACGCUCGAAAGACUCAGUUCUCGACUAGAAGCCAAACCAUACCGCAAUGCUAGUCUCGUGGAAGAUGACACUCUACCCACCCUGGACCAGAACGGAUAUGUCGCUUUUGCACCGAAUGAUGCAGAGAAUCCCCAGAACUGGUCGGCGGCCCGCAGAUGGUACAUCUCAUCCGGAGCAAUCCUGGCAGUCGUGAAUGCCACUUUUGCCUCUUCAGGUCCAUCUGGAUGUUUGGACAGUAUAGCCCAGGAUCUACAUGUCAGCGUCUUCGCAGCUGGGCUGGUCACGACCGCCUUCCUGCUUGCCUAUUGUGCAGGCCCGCUCUUUUGGGCGCCCGUCUCGGAGAUGUAUGGAAGAAAGUGGAUUUUCUCCGUCAGCUUUGCUGGGUACAUCAUCUUCAACUUUCUCUGCGCGUUUGCACCUAAUKUUGCUGCCCUCUUGGUUGGGAGAUUCUUCACCGGAUUCUUCGCAAGCUCAACACUCUCCAACACACCUGGUCUGCUGACCGACAUCUGGAAUCCUCUUGAACGAGGCAAUGCCUAUGCAAUAUUUACCGUUUCGACGUUCGCGGGACCAGCAUUGGGACCCGUCGUAGCAGGAUUCCUGGAGCUGAAGAAGGAUUGGAGGUGGAUCUUCUAUGUCAUGCUCAUGAUAUCUGCCUGCACGAUACCUCUUCUUCUCGUCAUCCCCGAAACGAGUUCGCCCCAUAUCCUCAUGAAGAAAGCCAAGCGCCUCCGAGGAGCCAAGACUGCCGACUUCAAGGACGUGAAGGCUCCACUGGAAGCAGAAGACCGAGCGCUCGCCCCACUGUUUCGCGUUGCCUUUGCACGCCCACCGGCCAUCUUCUUCGAUCCAAUCUCCUUCGUCAUCGCUUUGUACUCCGCCCUAGUAUACACGCUGCUCUACAUGUUGUUCGCAAUUUAUCCCAUUGUCUUCCAUGGCAAGCGUGGAUACAAUGCAGGCGUCAGUAAACUACCACUCAUUGGCACAGUCGUUGGAGCGUGCAUUGCGGGAUGUUUCAUCUUUUACAACUCUCGACAAGAACGAAAAGAUGUGCUGGCAGGGAAAUCCCGUGUCCCCGAGGAUCGACUUACUUUGGUAAGGCUGCGACAUGUCAUUGUACGACCGAGCAAACACAAGAAUUCUAGGCAAAGUAUGGUGGAGUGCUUUUACCCAUCACUAUGUUCUGGUUCGCGUGGACCGCUCAAUAUAACAGCAUUCACUGGAUAG